Messenger RNA from Fusarium vanettenii 77-13-4, 483 nucleotides. RefSeq lists its product as uncharacterized. The transcript is spliced from 5 exons. Bases 1 to 483 code for a protein of 160 amino acids. The record is from RefSeq and is a predicted model, not a curated record. Lineage: Eukaryota; Fungi; Ascomycota; Sordariomycetes; Hypocreales; Nectriaceae.
AUGGAUCCAUUUCUACCUAUUCUACAUCGCAGUUAUUAUGUCGUGGAUUUGAACCCUGAUGGUGACGCCCCUGCCGCGUCCGGCUCGGUAGGCAAGCCCCCUGCCGAGGUUAAAGACACCAGCGAGGUUGAUGAGCUCGUUAAGCAUCGCGUCCAUAAGGACAGCUCGACCGUUGAAUUCAAAGUUAAGUGGAAGGGGAGUGAUAACCUAGCUCUCGUCUAUAAUGCGACUAAGCUCGAGCUUUACUAUGUAUUUAAGAUCUUAAAGCGUACUAAGGUCCCUAAGGGUGCCCGACCUGCCGAUAACUCCAAGGACGCCCAAUACAAUUAUGAGCAUAAGUCCACGCUUCGAGAGAUUGCCCUAGAUGAGUUUGAAAAGUUUAAGGCCAAAGAGUUAGCGAGGGGUGCCAUAGAGUCUCGGAAGCGCAAGAAUAUCUAUGGCCUAGGACGACCACGCAAGAAGGUCAGAGGUGCCGAUAACUAA